Pygocentrus nattereri (red-bellied piranha) is the source of this 5580-nucleotide messenger RNA. RefSeq names its product adhesion G protein-coupled receptor E5-like. The transcript is spliced from 20 exons. Gene Ontology annotation, cellular component: membrane. The record is from RefSeq and is a predicted model, not a curated record. Gene Ontology annotation, molecular function: calcium ion binding; G protein-coupled receptor activity. NCBI's taxonomy places the organism in Eukaryota, Metazoa, Chordata, Actinopteri, Characiformes, Serrasalmidae. Gene Ontology annotation, biological process: adenylate cyclase-activating G protein-coupled receptor signaling pathway; cell surface receptor signaling pathway. Bases 435 to 3014 code for a protein of 859 amino acids.
GCGUCUCAGAGGGAGGUCCACUUUAUACUGGAGGGAAAGAGCGGUCAGUAGAAACUCUCACAGCCGGACGGUGAAAAGAAGCACAGGCGGAGUUAGAGAGACAGAGUUUAAUAAAGAGAAGAAAGAAAAACAGAGGGAUCAAAAGAAUAUCAGCUUAAAAAAAGAGUAAAGGAGUUUGUGAAAGGACUGGAGGAGGUGCCGAGGGGAAAGGAGAAAAAAGGAGUGUAGAAAGAGAGGAGGAAAUCUGAAGGAGCUCAAAGAGAGAGAGAGAAAGAGAGAGAGAGCAUAUAAUAGAGUGUGACGGACAGGAGGGGAAAAAGAAAGUGAAGAAGUGGGGGAUUUACGUGCUGCGACUGGAAUAAAUGACUCAUUUUGGAUUUAAAGCCUAAAGCAAAGGACAAACCCGUUCAUAUCUCUGCAUUGCUGGACUUAAUAUGGAGCUAAAGUGGGCUUUUCUGCUUCUGGGUCUCCUCCUGGUUGUGCUCACUGGAAAGACUAUGUCAUGUGGUACUGGGUUCAAGAACGUGGGAAAGCAGUGUAUAGAUGAGGAUGAGUGUGAGGAACAUGAGGAAGAUCCCGGUAUCUGUGGUCAUAAUUCAGUCUGUCACAACACAGACGGCAGCUAUUACUGCAGCUGUCAGCCAGGAUUUCAGCCCACAAAGCUCAACUUUACUGGCACCACUGGCCAGUGUAAAGACAUAAAUGAGUGCACAGAUAAAGAGAAGAUGUGUCCCGAGAACUCGACGUGUAAGAACUCUAUUGGCUCGUACACGUGUGAGUGUAAACCUGGCUUCUGGAAGUCCACAGAGACCUCCACCUGUAAAGACAUUGAUGAGUGUGCUAGAGCGCCCCCUGUGUGUGGUUCCCAUGGCUUAUGCAGUAACACACCCGGCACUUUCAACUGCACUUGCCAUAUGGGGUUCCGUAACCAGGGCAACAGCAGUAUCCCAUGUGAAGACAUUGAUGAGUGUGCUAAUGAUCCUGCUGUGUGUGGUUCCCAUGGCUUAUGCAGUAACACACAUGGCAGCUUCACCUGCACUUGCCCCAUGGGGUUCCGUAACCAGGGCAACAGCAGUACCCCAUGUGAAGACAUUGAUGAGUGUGCUAAUGAUCCCGCUGUGUGUGGUUCCCAUGGCUUAUGCAGUAACACACAUGGCAGCUUCACCUGCACUUGCCCCGUGGGGUUCCGUAACCAGGGCAACAGCAGUACCCCAUGUGAAGACAUCGACGAAUGUGAAAGUGAGGAACACAAGUGUGGAGAACAUGGGAAAUGCAACAACUUACCCGGCAGCUACAACUGCACGUGCCACCCUGGAUACAGUAACUAUGGAAACAACCAGGCCAAAUGCACAGAGCUGAAAUGCGACCGAGCCAAUAUCACAUCCAAACAGGCUGCAAUGGGUGAUUUAUUGAAUCUGUUUAAGUCAAACUGUCAGUCACUGAGUCAUCCGAAGCAGCAACAUGACUCAGGAGAAACUUUACUGAAGCACCUCAUGAAUGUGAGUGGUCAAGUGAUGUCCAGCGGUAAUGUCAGAGACAGUUCAACGCUGAGUACGUUUCUGGGGACAAUGGAGGAUACACUCCGCCUCAUCGGACCCCAGCUCAGUGAACCCCUCACUAAAAUGAACAACAACAACUCAGAGGCGUGUCUUGCGGUGAAGAGGGAUCCGACGCCACCUAAUGGCAGUAUGAUUAUGAACACUGAAGGUGUUCAUCUAAACAUCAGCUGGAAAACAGCAGCUGGGGAAAAGUACCCAGGUUUUGCCUACGUGGCUCUGGUCAGUUAUAAUAAAAGCCUGAACUACCCCACCACCCCUGCCCUGGAGGACCCAAAGGCUGAGGGCAGAAACGCUUCGUACGAGCUCAACUCCCGAGUGGUGACGGUGCUCGUCAGUAACACCCAAACUGAACAUCUGCCCGAGCCCGUAACGCUCACCUUCAAACACCUGCAGAAUGGGGCGGUGUCUGAGCAGCUGAACUACAGCUGUGUGUACUGGGACGAGACUCGGGAUGGAGGGGCGUGGUCACAGAAGGGCUGCAUGACGGCGGAGUUUAAUUCCACGCAUGCCGUGUGCACCUGGUCUCACCUGAGCAGCUUCGCUGUCCUUAUGGCCCUGUAUGAAGUCAAGGACACCUUUGAGCUGGUGCUGAUCACCCGGAUCGGCCUGACUCUCUCUCUGCUCUGCCUGUUUGUGUGUAUUCUGACGUUUUCGUUGUGCCGCUCCAUCAAAGGCACUCGCACCACCAUCCACCUGCACCUGUGCAUCUGCCUCUUCAUCGCCGACUUCAUCUUCCUCUUCUUCAUCUCCAGCACCACGAAUCAGGUGGGCUGUGCGGUUGUGGCCGGACUCUUGCACUUCUUCUUCCUCUCAGCGUUCUGCUGGAUGCUCUUAGAGGGGGUCCAGCUCUACCGGAUGGUGGUCUUGGUUUUCCACACCACGCUCCGUCCACUGUAUCUGUUCGCUGUGGGAUACGGGGUCCCUCUGGCCAUCGUCAUCAUCUCCGCCAUCGCGUACUCUGACGGAUACGGAACAGAGCGCCAUUGCUGGCUCUCUCUUGAUGAAGACUUCAUCUGGAGCUUCUUCGCUCCCGUCUGCAUCGUCAUCAUCCUCAACAGCUUCUUCUUCGUCAUCACUGUGUGGAAGCUGGCGGCAAAAUUCUCCAGCCUCAACCCUGAUUACUGCAAACUGAAAAAGCUCAGGGGUUUUGUGGUGACCGCUGUGGCUCAGCUGUGUGUGCUGGGUGGGAUGUGGGUGUUCGGCUGUUUCCUGUUUCAGGAGAAGGGCACUGUGGUGAUGCUGUACCUGUUCACUCUGCUCAACAGCCUGCAGGGGGCGCUAAUCUUCAUCAUGCACUGCUUAAUGAGCAAAACGAUAAGAGAGGAGUACAGCAAGCUGUGUGGUGGAGUCUGCACAUCACAGAAGAAGAGAUACUCUGAAUUCAGCACCAACCAAUCCAGCAACAGCCAGAAGCCUCUGAGGAGCGCUCCCAGCACAGGAGAGUCACAGAUAUGAAGACCUCACCGCACCUUUAUGGAGCUUCGCAAGUGCUAAAUGUUUCGAGCUGUAUGUUAGUUUAUUUUCCAGCAACAAGACGAGUCGACAGCUAAUGGUUCUUUAGCUCUUCACAGCAGCUGGAAAAGGGUUGCGGCAUGUCUUCCGUUCAGCCAGUGGGGACCGACGUCUGGAAUGGAAACACCCCCUUGCUGCUACGUUCAGUGACUGUAUUUCUUCUUUUAGCUUGUCUAGAUGGGUGACAGACUCACCCACUUUUUUACAUAAAGAAUUUGAUGUAGUAAGUAAGCACUGUUUUCAAAACGUACUGUUCCCAGCCCACCCGGUUCAUACAUCAGUACAGAUUUUGGAUUCAUUAUUUUCUGAGCAGUUUAGCCCCGCUGGUCCACACUGAAGUUACUAGGACUGUUUCAACCUGGGCUGUGUAUUAAAUGACCCACAAUACAGCCAAUCAGAGCAGAGGACAUUUGCAUUAAUCAGUCUUCAAGGAACUGCCCUGUAAAACUGAAUUACGACUACUUUUUAUGUGAUGUAGUAUCAAGUUUUUACUUUGGUUUUCCCAGUGAGAGUUGACAGUAUUGACAGUAGUGAUAACCAUAUCAGCCAUCUAAGUAUGUCACACUUCAGCAGAAGUUAUUUAACACCAAUAACUAGAUCAAAUUUGUAGUUUUUAUGGGGUCUUUGGCUCCUGAUUGCCCCCCUUUCCCUAGUGUAUAGUCCACCCCAUGUGACCAACUAGAGUGGAGAGGAUUUAUAGGUUGUUUUUAUUCCACUCAGUUGGAAAAAUGAGCUCAAAAACUCCACCAGCCUUGGGUUCACUACACAACUUUUACCCCAAUUUUAGCCCCAACUCUCAGUCUGGCUGAGUCUGAGCUGGUCGGCUCUAAACUGAAGAUGUUUGGGUCAGUCGGAGUGAAUCGAGUCGUGUUUGAGGGGCGCAGACUCCCGAUUGUGUGUUACUCCAGUCAGAAUUUAUCAGACACGUUUGAUUUUUUUACCCAAUUCUCGCAAAAUCUAGUGUAAAUUGAUCAAUGACUCAAUCUGAAUGGAUUCCUGCAACAACCAAUCAAAACUGAGAGCGUGAAAGAGGAACAUACAGCAAGUAAGCAAAAAAAAAUAAAAGUAAUGGCUAAAGUCUCAUGUGGACCGAAGCUUUUUAAUGAGCUGAGUUUAAGUCACAAUCAAGUUUCUGAGCAUUUAAAACUCAAAAAAUUCCAUAUUGAUCACAUUUUUAAACCCAUGAUCCUCAUUUAAACCUGUUUACCUGCUGCUUCUUUACUGUAUCAGGGCAGAUGGUAGAGAAAACAGCAGCAGCAGAUCAUGUUUGUUUAUUUGCGUCUCCUAGUAAUGGGAGAAUGCAAGAGCUUGCGAGAGUUAUCGUGAGUUGGCUCAAGUUCCUUUGCUGCUGUAACACUGAGAAUUUCCCCGUUGUGGGACUAAUAAAGGACUGUCUUAUCGUAUCUUAUCCCCAAUAUUUCAGUUGCCCCAAAAAAUCUGGAGAAACCAGUCAGAUCGCAUGAGAUGCUCAGUCUUUUUAUAAUGUGUGACCACUUUCAAAGCUGUGUGGAGAACCCAAGGUGAACAAUGAGAUCUCUUUACCGCCUUAAUGACUCACAAAGGCAGCAUAUAUUUCUUUUCACCGUAGACAACUGUGCUGGAAAAAUGAGGAAAAAGCAUAAAAGCUACAAUGUAUUUGCUCAAUGCCUUACUGUAAUAUACAUCUAGUAUGAUGAUUACUGAAGCUGUUCCUGCCUGUCAUGUUAUUCUUCUGAGCUGAAAGAUUAGGAAUUUGAAGUUAUUCUAAAUCUAAUGUGAUAAAAAAAGACAUUUAAGGUACUUUUGGGGUAACAAACACAAAGCCUACAUAACUAGAGACAAGCUUUUAAGUGCUUCCGUAAAAUUCACAACUUUAUUUAUUUUAAAAGAGGAGUCUGUAUUGCAAAUGUGAGUAAAUCUAUGAUGUUUUUUGAGUCUGAAAAUCUAUAUACGUUUUAACUUACUUGGUAACUUUGCUAGCUAUCUAUAUAAUAAGAUUAUGGGCGUCAAUUGAGGACGACUCAAGCACCUGCUUUUCUACUUUAUAUGCUAUUGUGAAUGUUAUAUAAAUGUGCGUUUUGUAUUUCUCCGUAAUGUAAUACCUCUUUUAAGGAUUUGCUAUGUGAAGUGGUCAGUGUUGCAAAAUUUAAAGGGAGCGAAAAUCCACAUUAGCACAAUCCAGUUCAGCUGAUGCUAAAAAAUCCUUGUUUUUCUGUUUGUUUUCAUUCGAGUUUUAUCACAGCACUUUCUUUCUUAUUGUCUAGUAUUGUGAGAAAUGUUAGCUUUUUUACAUUGAUAUUAGCUUCUUAUGAAUCGUUAGUAAAUCAAUGUGUUCUGUUCUUAUUUUAUUUUUUGAGGGGCGACAGUGUUCUGGUCUGCAAUUAUUGUUGUACUUGACUUUUUACCUUUGUUUUUUUUUUUUAUAUUUGAAGUUCUAGUUUUGAGGUUGCACUUCUGAUAAAGCUCAGGUUCAAACCCUGAUUAGGUACUGAUACCUUUUACAGCUUUGAUUAAAGUCUGAAAGAAAAAA